UGUGAGGCAUCUUGAAGAGGCACAGAAACUUGGGAAGGAUACCUAGGCCUCCUGAGUGCACACAAGGACCUUCCAUGGGCUUCAGGGUGAGCAAGCAGACCCCAGUGGGUCUGUGGGGCUGGGAGCUCUACUGUAGGGUUAUCUUCCCAAGGUACAGUUGCUCUCUUCUGGGGCUCCGGAAGCUGGGGGUGGGAUUGACAGGGCAGGAAGCUCGAGGAUGCAGCCUAGAAACAGCCUGACCCCGGCAGCAUGUGCUGGCUGCUGCUGUGUCCACUGGUGCUGGGGCUCAGCCUGGCAGAGGGCACCCAGACUCCCAGCGUCUAUGAUGAUGGAGAGAGUACUGAAGAAGGCCAUGAAGGCAAGCUGGGUCCCACAGCAGAACUCAAAGAGUCGCCAUCCCCAGACCAGCUUCAUCCGAGAGGCUUCCCGGGCAAGUCCUGUGCCAACGAUAGUGACACCCUGGAGCUCCCAGCCAGCUCACAAGCACUGCUGCUGGGGUGGAUCCCCACAAGGCUGGUGCCUGCCCUCUAUGGGCUGGUGGUGGUCGUGGGGCUGCCUGCCAAUGGGCUGGCACUGUGGGUGCUGGCCACAAGGGUUCCGCGCCUGCCAUCCACUGUUCUGCUCAUGAACCUGGCAGUUGCAGACCUGCUGCUGGCUCUAGUGCUACCCCCUCGACUAGCCUACCACCUGCGUGGCCAGCGCUGGCCAUUCGGGGAGGCCGCCUGCCGGGUGGCCACAGCUACCCUCUAUGGCCACAUGUACGGCUCAGUGUUGCUGCUGGCUGCAGUCAGCCUGGACCGGUACCUGGCCCUGGUGCACCCUCUGCGGGCCCGUGCACUACGUGGGCAGCGCCUCACUGCUGGGCUCUGCUUGGUGUCCUGGCUCUCUGCAGCCACCCUGGCCUUGCCUCUCACUCUGCAGCGGCAAACCUUCCGGCUGGCUGGCUCUGAUCGCAUGCUGUGUCAUGAUGUGCUGCCCCUGGCCGAGCAGGCCUCCCACUGGCGACCGGCCUUCACCUGCCUGGCUGUCCUGGGCUGCUUCCUGCCGCUUCUGGCCAUGGGCCUGUGCUAUGGGGCUACCCUCCGUGCGCUGGCAGCCAAUGGCCAGCGCUAUGGCCAUGCACUCAGACUGACAGCCCUGGUACUGGCCUCGGCAGUGGCCUCUUUCACACCUAGUAAUGUGCUGCUGCUGCUCCAUUAUUCGGACCCAAGCCCGGAGGCCUGGGGCGAUCUGUACGGAGCCUACAUGCCCAGCCUGGCACUCAGCACUCUCAACAGCUGUGUGGACCCUUUCAUCUACUACUAUGUGUCCCACGAGUUCAGAGACAAGGUACGGGCCAUGCUGUGUUGUCAGCCAGAGGCCAGCAGCUCCUCUCAGGCCUCCAGGGAGGCUGGAAGCCGAGGGACUGCCAUUUGCUCCUCUACGCUUCUGUGACUGGUGGCUGAGGAAGGAAGGGAGCAUUCAGGGUUGACGGGAUCUCCCCUUAAACUACAUGCCUUCUGAACGCUCAGGACAUGACCUUAUUUGGAAAUGCAGUUGUCAUUAGUGGAGCUGAGGUCCACAGGAGAAGGGCUGAUGGCCAAAGCCCUUGUUAAGGGAGAGCCAUGGGCCCGGGUGCUGCAAGCCUGUCACCCAGCACUAGGGAGGUGGAGGGAAGGGAUCAUCAGGAGCUCAGGGUUAUCUUUGACUACAAAGUGAAUGGACCUAGCCUAUGCUAUGUGAGACUGUUUUAAAACAAAAUAAAACACUGGAUACAGUGACACAGGGCAAGAACGUGUGA
Messenger RNA from Meriones unguiculatus (Mongolian gerbil), 1780 nucleotides. RefSeq names its product F2R like thrombin or trypsin receptor 3 (gene F2rl3). Gene Ontology annotation, biological process: thrombin-activated receptor signaling pathway; blood coagulation; phospholipase C-activating G protein-coupled receptor signaling pathway. Bases 250 to 1434 code for a protein of 394 amino acids. The record is from RefSeq and is a predicted model, not a curated record. NCBI's taxonomy places the organism in Eukaryota, Metazoa, Chordata, Mammalia, Rodentia, Muridae. Gene Ontology annotation, cellular component: membrane. Gene Ontology annotation, molecular function: thrombin-activated receptor activity. The transcript is spliced from 2 exons.